This is a messenger RNA of Phanerochaete carnosa HHB-10118-sp, 1085 nucleotides long. RefSeq lists its product as uncharacterized. NCBI's taxonomy places the organism in Eukaryota, Fungi, Basidiomycota, Agaricomycetes, Polyporales, Phanerochaetaceae. Bases 326 to 988 code for a protein of 220 amino acids. The transcript is spliced from 6 exons. The record is from RefSeq and is a predicted model, not a curated record.
AGCCUUCACCGUGACGACCGUUUUGUCCGGACCUUUGACUCCUGACAACGGCUGGAAGCCACGAGUACUCCUCGUUUCUUCAGCAUGGGCAUAAUUUCGUCACUUCUCCGUGCCUUUAGCGAACAUGUGUCUCGAAAUCGUAUCACAGGUUCCCUGAUCCACGUUUUUCUUUGGUUGGCGGGGCGGAAGGCUGUGCGUCCCGACAUGCCAAAGGCGGUCCAGGGUACCCUCAUUCGUACCAUCGUACCAUCUAUCCUUGCACUUUCGAUGCCCGGAUAUGCUUUACUUCGGUCAUCCUCCAAGAUUCCACAGCGGCGCCUCCAGCAUGUUCCACAGGGGAACGCCGUUAACACGUUGUCGUUAUGAAAUCAUGGUGCAUAUAAAGGCUCAAGCUACGGACGCUACACCUUACGUUUGCUUGCUUGUUACACUCACAUACGACCCCACCUACACCAUGGCAACUGUCAACGGCAUCCGGGUAUUCCUCUAUGUGCUCUUGUGGCUGUUUGCGGCAGUAACUCUGGGUCUGAGUGCGGCGCGGAUACACUAUACUCUGCACAUUCCUCCUGGUGACCCUCUGAACCGUGGCGUUGACUUCUAUGACCCCAUUGUCGCUGAACUCUUGGCCACGUCGGCCAUAACCGUUCUCUGGGUCCCUUGGGUCGUCUCCAUCAUAACACGCACUUACGACUACGGCAUCGUCUCCACCUUCCUAAGCGAGACGAUCGGCCUCUUCAUCCUGUUCGUUCUCUGGCUUGUCGGCGCAGCUAUCGCUACGUCCUCCUGGGGUAACCUCGCUUGGUGCCAUAUCUACCUGCCGUGCCGCGUUCUCACGGCCCUCGUCGCUUUUGCCUGGAUGAGCUUUAUCAUGGUCUUUGUCCUGCUCAUCAUCAGCGUCAUGUUCUCCAUUGCGAACAGGGCAUUCAAGCAGCCGAUGCACGGACGGUACGACCCGCGCUCGAGCUAUGCCCCCAGCUACCGCGUAUGAACCAGUAGGAUCGGAUAACGAACUAUUUGGAGCACAUGAACUAGCUAAAUCGAUUGUAACGUGUAGAUGCCUGUAAUAGUCCCACCUCUAUUAUUUU